AUGUCGAUUCCCAGUCUGCGCGUCUUGUUGGUUGGAAACGGUGGUCGCGAGCAUGCUCUUGCAUGGAAGCUCGUCCAAUCGCCCCACGUAGACCACAUCUACGUCGUGCCUGGCAAUGGCGGCACCGCAGGCCUCACAGGUNUUCCCUCCAAGGUCACCAACGUUCAAAACGUCAAGGCCGACGACUUCCCUGCUCUGGUCAAGUUCGCCCGCGACAACUCAGUCAACUUCCUGGUUCCUGGUCCUGAGGCCCCUCUUGUUGCAGGCAUUGUCGACUACUUUGCUCAACACCUGCCCGACGUCAAGAGCUUCGGUCCCAAUGAGGCCGCUGCCCGUAUGGAAGGCAGCAAGGCUUUCAGCAAGGACUUCAUGAAGGAACACAACAUCCCUACAGCCGCCUAUGAGAACUUCAGCGACUACGACAAAGCAAAGGCAUACCUCGACAGCAUCGACCACGACGUUGUCAUCAAGGCCGAUGGUCUCGCUGCCGGCAAGGGUGUCAUCAUCCCUCAGACCAAGGAAGAGGCCGUACAAGCCCUCAAGGACAUCAUGCUGACCCGCGAGUUUGGUUCGGCUGGUGACACUGUUGUCAUUGAGGAGCUGCUCGUUGGUGAAGAGUGCAGUAUCCUGACCUUCAGUGAUGGCUACAACAUUGCCAGUCUGCCUCCUGCUCAGGACCACAAGCGCAUCUUCGACGACGACAAGGGCCCCAACACUGGUGGUAUGGGCACCUACGCUCCUACUGGCGUUGUCUCUGCUCAAGAGAACCAAGAGAUUCACAAAUCCAUUCUCCAAGCUACUGUCGACGGCAUGCGCAACUCUGGAAACAUCUUCAUUGGCUGUCUCUUCACGGGUCUCAUGAUGACAAAGGCUGGCCCCAAGGUCCUCGAGUACAACGUCCGCUUCGGUGACCCGGAAACUCAAUCAGUCUUGACUCUGCUCGAGUCUGACCUUGCCGAACUCAUGUACAGCUGCACCACAAAGUCGCUCGGCUCGCUUGGUUCCAUCAAGAUUUCGUCACGUGCUGCUGCCACUGUCGUCGUUGCUGCUGGUGGCUACCCUGGCUCCUACGCCAAGGGCACUCCUAUGACCUUGACUGCCACUCCCGAGGACACUGUCAUCUUCCACGCAGGCACCGACAUCAAGAACGGUCAGCUCGUGACAAGCGGUGGUCGUGUCAUCGCUUCGACCGCUACUGGUCCUACUCUAAAGGAGGCCGUUGCUCGUGCCUACGAAGGUGUGCAGACCAUCAAGUUCGAAGGCAUGCAAUACCGCAAGGACAUCGCCAAGCGCGCCUUGAAGUAA
This is a messenger RNA of Aureobasidium vineae, 1305 nucleotides long. The record is from the annotation of a GenBank genome assembly. NCBI's taxonomy places the organism in Eukaryota, Fungi, Ascomycota, Dothideomycetes, Dothideales, Saccotheciaceae.